CCGGCAGUCAAUGUCGAGACGAGACAAAGGGAAAGGGGGAUCUCACCUGCCAAGCCUUUCUUCCGACUUCCGCCAAAGAAACCCGCAAAAGCCCGCAAGAAGUCCGCAUCAAACCCGCAAUACGCUCCCGCCAUUUUUGUUUUGGCAACCCGGCAUCGAAUAUUGGCCCUUCUCACCUCCGAAACAAGCUAUCCCUUUUCCAUGGCUUCACUUAGCGGCUACCCAUCAACAUCAACUGCGGCACCGAUGCGGAGCCGCCGCCAGCGGACGUGCAUUCCGUGCGCAAAGGCCAAGCGAAGGUGUGACAAGACAAUCCCUUGCUGCAUACGAUGCGUAGACAGAGGCGUCAGUUGCAUCUACAAGCCACGGCGAGGGGUCUAUGCUACGAUGGAUAAUCCAGGAGCUGCUGGCGAAGCCACCAUCAUAUCCACUCAAGGCGGGAAAAGUACCGAGACGGCUGUCCCUCAAGAUUCCUCUUCCGCCGCAGCCGAUGCAACUGUCGCCGCCGACUACCGCUGGUUCCUCUCCCCGCCUUCCUGGGUACCUCAGCACGGAUUAUGCGCGGAAGAGCCUGCCCUGGGCGAGGAGACGUUGCCGCACUUCAUCAACAAGCUGAAGAGCUGGGCCGAGACCUGGGUUCGCGAAGGUCACAGCCCGCUCAUGCAUAGAGAGCUGUACCGCAGCUGGAUGCCCGCUGGUGCGAGGCAAGCCGCCUUGCGCAUCAUGGAAGAGCGCUGCAGUCGGCUUAUUCAGUCGCAGCCAGUACCACUACAGCAAGUCUGCAGCAACAGCGACAACCUCUCGCCGUGUAUUCUCGUCGACACGCUCGCCCACCUUGCUCGCACUCAGGCCUUGUUCGUAUACCAGUUGAUCCGGCUCUUUGAUGGCGACAUCCGCGCCCGGGCCCAGGCCGAGUGCCACAUGGAUAUCCUCGACGCUUGGGCCAUCCAGAUGCUGGAUAGUGCGCGACUUGACUGCAUUCUGCAACAUACUACCCAGGACGACAGUCCCGAGCUCACCCAACUGCCUAUGACCGUUUUCAAUGAUAUCACUAGCACUGGUAGCAUACCAGGACAACCGAGAACAACAACAGCAAACAACCCCCUAAACCCAGACCCAAACCUGGCCCAGAGCCAGAACCCUUUCGCUCUCCCACAUGGUUCCGAGAUGCAACCGCCACUCCUCUGGCGCACCUGGGUCACAGCCGAAUCCAUCCGCCGCAUCUACCUCGCCGCCACCUUCAUGCAGUCGGUCUACCGCACGCUUAAACAGGGCUGGUCGGCCUGCCCCGGCGGCGCGGCAUUUACUGCGCUGUCUGGGUUGUGGGAUGCUAAAAGUGGGUUUGAAUGGAUGGGUAUCCUGCGGGAUACUAGGAUGUGUCACACUAUGGAAGGUACUAGUAGUACUACUGGUACUAGUAAGGAAGGGGAUGUAGCACGGGGCUUGUCGCCUUGGGUGAUGGUGCAGAGCCUGGAAGCGUGGAAGAUCUUGAGGCAGGGGAGGUGGGAGGAGGUGGAUGAGUUUGCGAGGGGGGUGUUGGAGAUUAGUUAUGGGGUUGAGCGGGUUGAGGGGUGGAGGUUUGAGCGUGGCUAA
Chaetomium strumarium is the source of this 1593-nucleotide messenger RNA. RefSeq lists its product as uncharacterized. Gene Ontology annotation, biological process: regulation of DNA-templated transcription. The record is from RefSeq and is a predicted model, not a curated record. The annotation marks the transcript as partial. The transcript is spliced from 2 exons. Gene Ontology annotation, molecular function: DNA-binding transcription factor activity, RNA polymerase II-specific; zinc ion binding. NCBI's taxonomy places the organism in Eukaryota, Fungi, Ascomycota, Sordariomycetes, Sordariales, Chaetomiaceae.